Molecule: messenger RNA, 420 nt
Organism: Arctia plantaginis
Lineage: Eukaryota; Metazoa; Arthropoda; Insecta; Lepidoptera; Erebidae
Source: the annotation of a GenBank genome assembly
AUGACAGGACAGAUCCUCGCGUCCUUGACCGUAAUGGCGGCUUAUCUCGCGGUGACUGUCGCGGGUAUCGAGAUGGACCCCGAAAUGGCUGAACUGGCGCGUAUGGUGCGCGAUAACUGUGCAGGGGAAACAGGGGUAGACAUUUCGUUAGUGGAGAAGGUCAACGGUGGAGCGGACUUAAUGCUGGACGCGAAGCUCAAAUGUUACAUCAAGUGUACGAUGGAGACGGCGGGCAUGAUGUCGGAGGGCGAGGUGGACGUGGAGGCGGUACUGGCGAUGUUACCGCCCGAGAUGUCGGCGCACAACGCGCCCGCGCUACGAGCCUGCGGCACCCAGCGAGGGGCCGACGACUGCGAGACCGCCUACCUGACUCAAGUUUGCUGGCAGAGUUCGAACAAGGCAGAUUACUUUCUCAUAUAA